UUCAAAACAAAGCCAGAAUUGCAAAUAAAUGAGGCAGUAAAAGUAAACACAACAUUACAGAUCUGACCACUCUCUCUCUCUCUCUCUCUCUCUUUGUUUAUCUUCUUGUCAAGUAUCCUUUGCGCUCUCUCUCUUUGCUUAGCCCAAACGUUAACAGAUGGCGGGGAAAGGUGGUAAGGGAUUGCUAGCAGGAAAGACAACAGCAGCGGCAGCAGCAGCAGCCAACAAGGAGAAAGACAAGAAAAGGCCGGUUUCUCGGUCAUCUCGAGCAGGUCUUCAGUUUCCAGUGGGUAGAAUUCACCGUCAACUCAAGUCCAGAACCGCAGCUCAUGGAAGGGUUGGAGCCACAGCAGCUGUUUACUCUGCAGCAAUACUGGAAUACCUGACAGCAGAGGUUCUUGAACUGGCUGGUAAUGCAAGCAAGGAUCUUAAAGUGAAGAGGAUCACACCCAGGCACUUGCAGCUUGCCAUUCGUGGAGAUGAGGAACUUGACACCCUUAUUAAAGGGACCAUUGCUGGUGGUGGUGUCAUCCCUCACAUUCACAAAUCACUCAUAAACAAAACCACCAAGGAGUGAAAUCCCCCCCUUUAACUUUGUUAUGUCUUGACUUAAUGACAGUUUGUGUUAGUGUCUUUUCUGUGUUAUCUGGCUUGAUAUUGGUAGUCUUGUAUUUUGGUUUAGGAACAAUUUCAGCUUAUCAGUCAUGUUUGAUGAAGUAAAACUUGUAGGAUGUAGUGGACAAUGGAAAUGUUAAUUUGACAUUUA
This is a messenger RNA of Lycium barbarum (goji berry), 766 nucleotides long. RefSeq names its product probable histone H2A variant 1. The transcript is spliced from 3 exons. Gene Ontology annotation, cellular component: nucleosome. Bases 158 to 577 code for a protein of 139 amino acids. NCBI's taxonomy places the organism in Eukaryota, Viridiplantae, Streptophyta, Magnoliopsida, Solanales, Solanaceae. The record is from RefSeq and is a predicted model, not a curated record. Gene Ontology annotation, molecular function: structural constituent of chromatin; DNA binding; protein heterodimerization activity.